Babesia bigemina is the source of this 2820-nucleotide messenger RNA. Its product is annotated as DnaJ domain containing protein, putative. The transcript has a single exon. Bases 1 to 2820 code for a protein of 939 amino acids. Lineage: Eukaryota; Apicomplexa; Aconoidasida; Piroplasmida; Babesiidae. The record is from RefSeq and is a predicted model, not a curated record. Gene Ontology annotation, molecular function: protein binding.
AUGAGGCAUCAAGAUAAAGACACAAUGUUCAAUUCAACGCAUCCGGAGGCUUCUAGGCACCGCGAAUCGGGCAGCGGUGGGCGGGACCACGUAACCAAUAGGGGUAUGGAUAAGAGGUUCCACGAAUACCUUAAGGAUUUACGCUGGGGGGUGCCGCACACGAACUACGGCGGCGAAGCCGGUACCAGAGGCUCCACAUCCGACAAAAAAGCGUCUCACAACAGAAAAGAGGACAAAUCAAGGGACUCCAGGCACUACGACAGCAGCAUCAAUGAGGAACAACGCAAACGCAUGAUGCGUCUGCAUGCGACGGUACCAGACUCUACGUUCGCUGAAAGGAGCGCUGCACGUAUAAGCAAAAACCGGUUGCGUCGCCACGCUGACGACACCUACGGGAAAAUGCUUUACACCACCUCUGUGGAGAUGUUCCGCAAUGACAACUUUUUCCAAGAGGCUGAGAGUUCAUCGGAUAACGCCUUUAGCAUCCGCCAUGAUUCUCAGACGUCCACGGAUGAAGGCAGCCCCGUGGUUGUAGAGAAUGAAAUACACUACUCUACGGAACCGGAGGCGGCAAGGUCCAAAUCGCAUCGGGAGCGCAGUCCGUACAGAUGGCACCCGGAGUCAGAUGCAGACCCCAACAGCGCGGAAGUCAAGCCGCCAGUUAGGAGUGCCAGGGAGAUGCCAAACCACAACGACAACGAUUAUAUCUUUGAUGUCGAGUUUGGCUACGAGGAACCUGGUCACGCAUCAGCUGGAUAUGCUGGUGCGCAUUCGAUGCUCGAAAGGGAUUACAGUGGGCUGGUGAUGUCACUCCGAGCGAUGGCCGACCAAAUAGAGUCGAUGGCUAGUGCCAGAGAAGCAGCCCAACGUGAAAACGAGCGAAUACGCAGGGCCCUAUACAGCCAGCUGCACCUGAAGAACCAAGAGCUGGCCCGCCUGCGCAACCAGGCCAGGGAGCACGAAUCGGAGAGGAGCGACCUGGAGGCGAGACUAGAUGCACUUGAGGCUAAGUUGCUGCGUCUAAAGAGCACCCGCAGAGCCGACCGACCUAAGGAUCAGGAGGGUGCGGACGGCGAAGAAACUGACGACUCAAACUACACCGCAACCAUGCCCGCCGUCAUUAUCGAUGCUGAUGAGCUCGACCAGAGGAGACGUUCAUACAUAACGACCCUGAAAACGUAUCUGUACACCAGUAUGGACCAGUCGUCUAACGCUGCUUUUCAAUCGGAGCUGUACCGCGACCUGAGCUCGAUGCCGGAGGUGGUGCGUUGUGGCGACCUGGUGGACUUCAUUAACGACGGCAUACGGAGCGAUGCAGACGUUUUGCACAGCCGCCUGAGGCACUCGGCGCUGCGGCACGGCAUCAAUCGCAUAUUCACUGAGGGGCACCUGCCGGCCGCCACCAAUAGGUACCCCUACCCGCAAGAGUUCGAGCGGCGUGUGGUGGAUGAGAUGGAGUCGAGCCACCCUCCGCGCAGGUUCAGCAUGCACGGUACAGCGAAAAGCGAUGCCCAACGCGAGAAAAUGGGGGUUGUCAUGAACCGCUUAGUGUUGCUGAGCAUCCUUAAGCACACUGAUAUGGGCACGCUCUACAACUACCUCUUCACCGCGUUGUACUACGACAACUUCAGGGCUGUGGAAAUUCUGAAAGAAUCCGUCGCGCGAAGGUUCCUCGAUUUCCAGCUGGCGCCGACGUACAGCGCGCGUGUGAGCCAUCCGAUGAUGUGGUCGUUCGGCGAUUCGUGCAAUGCCACGCAGGCAUACCGGUACAUGAAGGCAUUGGACUUCAACUUCGCCACAUUCCCAACCGAUCCCCAUAAUGGAGACAACCUGUGGCACAGGGUGGCGAAGGGUGACGCCGUGGCUGUAGUGCAGACCUUGAAGCCAUACGCCAUCGACGCGGAGCACAUCAGCGCGCCCAACCACCACAAGGAGACCCCGCUGGAUGUCGCCAAGGGCAAGGUCCGCGUCGAACUCAUGGGGUUGGCAGUGGUCCAAAAGGCGGCAAAGGGCUCCGAGAACUACCGGGACAACGAUUUCGAGGCUGCGCUGAAGAUGUACUCGGAGGCCAUAGAGAUGCAGAUAGAGGUGCUCAGCAUCGACGGCGGCGACAAAGUGGCCACCCAAGACGUGAACCUGGGCAAGCUCUACUACAACAAGGCCCGCAGUCUGAUGCACCUGGACAGGUGGACUGGCGCGGUGGAAGCGUGCGAGCUCUGCGUGCAGCACAUUCCGUCGUACACCAACGCCUACGCCACCUGCAUCCAGGCGUACGAGAAACUGCUUGACUGGGGUAAUGCGGCUAAAACGUGUUAUCUGAUGCGCGAGAACUGCGGCGUGUUCGACGACGAGAAGAUGGCGGCUCUGCAGUCACAGCUGGGGGCAACCAUGUUCCAGAUCCUCGGUGUCAGCAGCACGGCGAACCCCCGCGAAAUAAAGCAGGCUUUCAACCAGCUGUGCAAGCAAUGGCACCCUGAUAAGAUAAACCUGGACCCGGCCAAUGUUGACCUCAAGCGUCGUGCGAUGAACCAGUUCAACCGUCUGUACGAGGCCCGGGAAAAGCUGCUCGACGACAGCGCUAGAAAGGUGGAGCAGUCGAAGCCGGAAACUCCCUAUAAACACCCGGAACCGAUUGUCGACGCUUCGGGCAAGGCAUCGAAGGGAGCUGAGGCCACGGCUGCCAAAAUAGAGCCUCUACAACACCACCUUUCGAAACUAAAAUGCGAGUCUCAGGAUGACGUAGCCGUCGAUGAGCAGCUCCUGCAAACGGCCGUGGACCGCAUACAGCAGCAGAUGAACGAAAUGCACGCCAAAGCUUGA